AUGGCGGCUUGUGUUCCUGUCCUUGAUCUUCCAGUCGGUUAUAAGAGAAAGUUGAGCUUUAACGAAGAUACUGCAAGAUACUCCCAAAGCAAUGUUCAAAGGGUAGAGCAUGAGGAGUUUUGUUUCACGUCUGAGGUAAAGCAUGAAGAGGAUACUAGCCUCAUUCAACAGGAACUUGUUAGAGACCCAUCAAGUCUCGCUCAUGCUGCAAACUAUCUUGAGCUCAGUGACAUUCAAACCGUGAAAGGUCAAUUACAUGUUGCUGACACCUUGAUGGAUUUCUCAUCUUUUGAUGAAACCACUUUCAUUUUCAUUGACAACAAUGUGAUCAAUCUUGAUGAUGAUGAUAACGACGAGGAUGAAGUGUACAUCGUGAUCAAUCUUGAGGGUGAUGAUGAUGAAGCCAAUUCAGUACUGCAGCAGUCCAUUACAACAGCACAGACGAUUCAUCUCACUGAGGAAGUCAAAGAGAGCAGUCUUAAAGGCUUUUUGGCUAGUGUUUUCUUUAUGUAUUCGGCUAUUGUUAGUGGUAGAGACCGCACCCAACAAACUGAUUCGGGCACCGCUCUCCAACCCUUUCUUAAUCGCAUUCCCAUCAGUGCUAUCCCCGGCAUCCAAAACUCACCUGUAUUGGCAUUGAAAACUGGGGAUAGUGUUAGAGAUGCCAUACAUUUGUUGUUUGAGAAGAAUGUGUGUGGUGCGCCCAUUGCUGAUUCCGAUUCAGGCGGAUUUUCGGAACCCUUCAUUGGUUUCAUUGAUUUUGCAACCGUGCUUCUCUGGUGUCUUGAGGAAUGUGAAAAAGAGGAAAACCGCAGCAGAGACACUGGGAAGGAAGAGGUUGGCAACUAUGGUUUUUUUGCCAGGCUUGAACAGCAUCCUCAAAUUGGCCAAACCAAGAUUGGUGAGCUAGCCAAGUCUUUUCUAUGGGACUCAUAUUUUCCUGUGCACAUAGAUGAGACACUAUUCCAUGUUCUGCUGUUGCUUUCAAAGCACCGGCUGCACGUUGUGCCUGUUAUAGAGCGUACCAAUUCUCAGCUGACUGGAUUUAUUUCACAGCAUGGAGUGAUCCAUUUGCUGCUUCAAUCAAGUGGUUUGGACUGGUUUGAUAGCAUUGCUAACAAACUUGUAUCAGACGUCCAGAUUGGCAGUGGACAUCAUGUUGUGCAUGUAUAUGGAGAUCAAAGCAUAGCAGAAGCUCUACAUAUUCUGUGGAAAAACCAAAGUCAUGUAGUUGCCGUCAUCAGUAGAGAGAGUAAAAGGCUCAUUGGUAGCAUAACAAACAGCGACAUCUACCUUCUCUUAGAGAAUGAUAACAUUUUUCGCAGUAUAAAUACUCUAACUGUGGAGAAGUUCAUUCACAUGGAGCCAAAUAAAACAGGCACUGAUGCAACAAUCGAACGAGACCUGGGGGCUCUUCUGUCAGCAGGAUUUAUCCAACUGAAGAAUGGAUUCUCACCAAGAAUGGACUCACCGGUCACGAACAAGAGAACCCACACCCUGCUGCAAGUCAUGAGAAAUAUGGCAGACACUAAUAGCAGCUUCAGCUUUUUGGUUGAUGAUUUACAUCGGGCUGUAGGUUUGCUCACAUUAAGAGACGUGAUCAUCCACUUUGCUCCACCAGGCAUCGAUUCCAGUAUCCAUGGUGUAGGGUUCUUUGAAUCAGCUCUGGAACAGAGUGGGUGCCAUGUCCAUAAUGGAACCAUAGUCUGA
Messenger RNA from Fragaria vesca subsp. vesca, 1710 nucleotides. Its product is annotated as SNF1-related protein kinase regulatory subunit gamma-1-like. The transcript is spliced from 10 exons. The coding region runs from base 1 to 1710 and encodes 569 amino acids. The record is from RefSeq and is a predicted model, not a curated record. NCBI's taxonomy places the organism in Eukaryota, Viridiplantae, Streptophyta, Magnoliopsida, Rosales, Rosaceae.